This is a messenger RNA of Microsporum canis CBS 113480, 1509 nucleotides long. Its product is annotated as serine proteinase. Bases 37 to 1509 code for a protein of 490 amino acids. Gene Ontology annotation, molecular function: serine-type endopeptidase activity. NCBI's taxonomy places the organism in Eukaryota, Fungi, Ascomycota, Eurotiomycetes, Onygenales, Arthrodermataceae. The record is from RefSeq and is a predicted model, not a curated record. The transcript is spliced from 3 exons. Gene Ontology annotation, biological process: proteolysis.
CUUACCUCUCUUGCUUGACUUGCCCUGCUCGUCACAAUGAAGGGCCUCCUCAGCCUCUCGGUGUUGCCAGUCCUGGCAUACGCCUCUCCCAUGAUCGUUGACUCCAUCCAUCAAGAUGCUGCUCCCAUCCUCUCCUCUACCAACGCCAAAGACAUCCCUGAUUCAUACAUAGUCGUCUUCAAGAAGGGUGUCUCUUCCUCUUCGGCUCUAGCUCACCAGACCUGGGUCCAAGAGAUUCACACCUCGACUGAGUCGAAGCGCCUGAAGAAACGCAACCAGUUCACAUUCAAGAACGAAGCUUUUGAUGGCUUGAAACACACGUUCGACAUUGCCGGUGGUCUUCUCGGCUACUCUGGUCACUUUGAUGAAGAGGUUAUCGAGCAAGUCCGCAGACAUCCUGACGUUGAAUACAUUGAACGAGACUCUGAAGUCCGUGCCCUCGAAUCUGUCACUGAGAACGGCGCUCCGUGGGGUCUAGCUCGUAUCUCUCACCGUAAGAGGCUCAACUUCGGCACAUUCAACAAGUACAUAUACGCUGCCCAAGGUGGUGAGGGUGUUGAUGCCUAUGUUAUCGACACCGGUACCAACAUCGAGCACGUUGACUUUGAAGGUCGUGCCAGCUGGGGCAAGACUAUUCCUGAGAAUGAUGACGACAUCGACGGUAACGGCCAUGGAACUCACUGCUCCGGUACUAUUGCUGGCAAGAAGUACGGUGUUGCCAAAAAGGCCCAUGUCCAUGCCGUCAAGGUCUUGAGGACCAGCGGUUCUGGUACUAUGUCUGAUGUCGUCAAGGGUGUUCAAUGGGCCGCCGAAAGUCACCUGAAGCAGGUUGGCGAGACCAAGAAGGGUAACCGAAAGGGCUUCAAGGGAAGUGUUGCUAACAUGAGUUUGGGUGGCGGCAAGUCCGUCACUUUGGACCGUGUUGUUGACCAGGCCGUUGCUGUUGGCAUGCACUUCGCUGUUGCUGCCGGUAACGACAACGCUGAUGCUUGCAACUACUCUCCAGCUGCCUCCCAGAACUCCAUCACCGUCGGUGCCUCAACUCUCACCGAUGAGCGUGCAUACUUCUCCAACUAUGGCAAAUGCACUGACAUCUUCGCCCCUGGCUUGAACAUUCAGUCUACCUGGAUUGGGAGCAAAUACGCCGUGAACACCAUAUCCGGAACUUCCAUGGCCUCUCCACAUAUCUGUGGUCUUUUGGCCUACUUCCUCUCCCUCCAGCCUGCCUCCGACUCCGCUUUCGCUGUUGCUGAGAUCACCCCAGCUGAAAUGAAGGAAAAUAUGAUUUCCAUCGCAUCCAAGAAUGCCCUCACUGACAUCCCAGCUGACACCCCCAACCUCCUCGCAUGGAACGGCGGUGGCUCUGACAACUACAAGGAGAUUGUUGGCGGCAAGGACAAUGCCACUAAGGAACACAUCUCCUCCACCCUCACCGAGAAGCUCGAGCAAUUGGCCGAAGAGGGCCUCACUGCUAUCUACAACGAACUCAAGGACGUCGUCGUUGCAUAG